CGCCCGCACACCGACGCAAAUUAACGCCAGCCAAAAUGUACGGAUUCGUGAACUACGCGCUUGAGCUACUAGUUUUAAAAAACUUCGGUCUAAAUAUAUGGGAACAAAUAAAGAAAAAGGCGCAGGUAAAUAUGGAAGGCCAAUUUUUAGUACGCCAGAUCUACGAAGAUGACAUUACGUACAAUCUGAUAGAAGCCGCUGUGGAUAUACUGAACAUACCUGCCGGCGACAUUCUGGAACUGUUCGGCAAAACGUUCUUCGAGUUUUGCCAAGACUCGGGCUACGACAAGAUACUGCAGGUGCUGGGCGCAACGCCGCGCGAUUUUCUCCAAAAUCUGGACGCACUGCACGACCAUCUCGGCACACUCUAUCCCGGCAUGCGGGCACCGUCGUUCCGCUGCACGGAAACGAACGGGCAGCUCGUGCUGCACUACUAUUCCGAACGUCCGGGGCUAGAACACAUCGUGAUCGGUAUCGUCAAAGCGGUCGCUUCGAAGCUGCACGGUGUCGACGUGGAGAUCAAAAUCAUACGCCGCAAGGGUGACCCGAUCGAGGUGGAACAGAGCAAACCGGCUGCUGGGCCGGCCGCGUGCCCGGCGAAACCACGACACUCGCUACCGGUGCUGACACCGGUCAAACCAGUUCCUAUAACGUCCCACGAUCCGGCCGUGCCGGAACUAGAAACCCUAGGACUGUGCAAGCGAAUUCUAGCCUCCAAAACGUACGGUGAAUCUUAUUUUUCGAAUAGACUUAAUAAUCUAGCCACCUCCAAGAGCAACUCCGCGCUCAAGCAACCUACCGAAACGGCGUCCAGCAAUGGCAAUAAACUUAGCAUAAGCAGUAGUCAAAAUGGAAGCAAUAGCAUACCGCUCUGCGGUGAGGUUAGCAAAGCUAGUAAAGACACCAAUACCAAUUGUGAUAGCAGCCAAACGCACGGUGACGACUGGAAGAAGUCGAACAAGGGUGCGGGCGCGGCCAUCGAGCGAUCGGACCACUUUCAAUUUCUAAUAACGGAGAUCUCGGGCCCGAAGACGCCGACGCGCCGUUCGGACGAGAAGGAUCAGCAAGCGGUGUGCCAGCUGGUGGCAAAAGAACCAAUGAUCUCGCCGAUGACGUUUUGCAAAAUCUUUCCAUUCCACCUGAUGUUCGACCGUAACAUGCACAUUGUGCAGGCAGGACGAUCGGUUUCAAGAGUUAUUCCAAGAAUCUACGAAAAGAAUUGUCCCCUGCUAGCGUUGUUCGAAGCAGUACGGCCCCAUCUGCAGCUGAGCUUUGAAAAUAUUCUGGCCCAUAUUAACACAAUCUACGUUCUAAAGACGAAAUCAGGAGUUAUGUCCAAAAGCGAGAGAUAUCUAAGACUGAAGGGACAAAUGAUGUACAUUCCGGGAUCUGAUCUGAUACUGUUCCAAUGUUACCCUAGCGUAAUGAAUCUCGACGAUUUAACUAAAAAGGGUCUUCACAUCUCCGACAUUCCACUACACGAUGCCUCGCGUGAUCUGGUGCUGUUGAGUGAGAAAUUUGAAGCGGAGUACAAGCUCACCACCAACCUGGAAAUACUGACCGACCGGCUGCAGCAGACGUACCGGGAUCUGGAGAGCGAGAAGCAGAAGACGGACCGGCUGCUUUACUCCGUCCUGCCGAAGACGGUCGCGAACGAGCUGCGGCACCAGCGUCCGGUCGCACCGAAACGGUACGACUCGGUAACACUCAUGUUUUCCGGCAUCGUCGGGUUCGGCCAGUACUGUGCAGCAAACACGGAUGCCGAGGGUGCGAUGAAGAUAGUGAAGAUGCUGAACGAGCUGUACACGAUCUUCGAUGAGCUGACGGACUCGAAGAGUAACUCGAACAUCUACAAGGUGGAAACGGUCGGUGACAAGUACAUGGCCGUGUCCGGGUUGCCGGACGAGUGUGAGAACCAUGCCAAGUGUAUUGCACGCCUGGCACUGGACAUGCUGGAUAUGGCGAAGAACGUCAUGAUGGGCACGGAAGCGAUGAAAAUCACCAUCGGCAUUCAUUCAGGUGAGGUAGUGACCGGUGUCAUCGGUAAUCGGAUGCCUCGCUACUGUCUGUUUGGCAACACUGUUAAUCUAACCAGCCGAACGGAAACGACGGGCGUCCCUGGGCACAUCAACAUCAGCGAAACCACGUACAAGCUGCUAUGCGAACCGGUCAAUCAUGAUCCAUCGUUUAAUCUGGAGUACCGUGGGCCAGUGGUGAUGAAGGGCAAACCGGAACCGAUGGACUGCUGGUUUUUAACACGCAAAGGGAUACCAGCAACGAAAUAA
Molecule: messenger RNA, 2285 nt
Organism: Anopheles maculipalpis
Lineage: Eukaryota; Metazoa; Arthropoda; Insecta; Diptera; Culicidae
Gene: Gycbeta100B
Product: guanylate cyclase soluble subunit beta-1
Exons: 11
Coding region: 36-2285 (749 amino acids)
Biological process (GO): cGMP biosynthetic process; response to oxygen levels
Cellular component (GO): guanylate cyclase complex, soluble
Molecular function (GO): guanylate cyclase activity; heme binding
Source: RefSeq, a predicted model, not a curated record